UUACAAUUUUUUAUAUCACCACUCCACUCAUCCAGUCCAGAGGUGCAGAAGCGAAAAUUCUGAAUUUGUAGUGAGAAAAGUAUCUUAUAAGUGAAAAUUUCAUUAUAAAUCAAAUUACACUUACUAAUGAAAUGAGAUAGUUCCUUGACCUUAUAAUUAUUCAACAUUUUAUAUAAAUAAAAUGGCUAAUAUAGCAGCUCAAAGAAUCAAACGAGAAUUUAAGGAUGUUAUUAAAAGUGAGGAGAUGGCGAAAUGUGCGAUUCGAGUAGAACUAGUGGAUGACAACUACACUGAGUUAAAAGGAGAAAUUGCCGGCCCUCCCGAUACUCCUUAUGAGGGAGGCAAUUUUAUAUUAGAGAUUAAAGUUCCAGAAACAUAUCCUUUUAAUCCACCCAAAGUUCGAUUUAUUACAAAAAUAUGGCAUCCAAAUAUAUCUUCGGUUACGGGAGCGAUUUGUUUAGAUAUUUUGAAAGAUCAGUGGGCCGCAGCGCUAACAUUGCGCACUGUGCUGCUCUCACUGCAAGCUUUGAUGGCAGCCGCUGAGCCUGACGAUCCCCAGGACGCUGUUGUUGCUCGUCAAUACAAAGAGAACCCCGAAAUGUUUAGACUCACUGCCCGUCAUUGGACUGCUGUUUAUGCCGGAGGACCAAACGGCAACCCUGAGUUUGAUUCUAAGAUCCACCGCCUGACAGACAUGGGAAUAGACGAGGACCAAGCUCGUGUGGCUCUGUCCACUUACAACUGGGACCUCGUGCGCGCCACGGAACAGCUGUUUAGUUAGUCGCCUCACAUCACCUGUAAAUCUCAUGAAAAUUACCUUGUAAAGCCAGGUCACAUUCCUAGAUUACUGAGUUGCAUUUUAAAGAGAUUUCUAAAUUUCAAAUCAUAUACAGAACUACACAUUUUUAUAUGAUCAAUAAUAUUUUUAACGCGAAUGAUUUUUCAUCCUAUUCAUUAAGGCCCGUCAAACGGGAAAAUAUUUUUUGAACUUUAUAGUGGUGUAAUUUAAAAUUGAACAGUACUUUUUAGUUGUAUAUUUAUUUAUUUUUCAUUUGUUUACUCAUGAUUUGUGGUGUUUUAGAAACAUUCAGGUGACAAUUUUUGUCACUUUCACUCGCAGAUGGUAUUUAUUUUCCUUCAAGAUUUUAUGUGUUAAAUAUUAUAAUAAAUCAACUUAAUCAAAAUCUUAUGAUCUUGUCUAGUUCACAAACUUGUACAUAAAAUGUCACUUUUGUACAUAGAAAAAUAUCCUACAAUGUUGUUGCUCUAUUUUGUCUUUUGUUUUGAGCUGAACAUACCUCCGAAUUGGAAUGCUUUAGAACGCUCAUUCGUUGUGAAUGUCUGUGAUGUUUUUAUGUAUCGAAAAUGUUUGUCCUUCAUGUAUUUUUGUUUAAUUUAUAUAAAAUAGGUUAUUAUUUGCCAUAGAGGUGUGCAAGAAGGGUGAACAAAACAAGUGUUUUUAAGGCAUGGUAACAGCAUUGAUGUUUAAACCAGGGAUUGGUGUGAUGGGAACAGUGGAAAGAGUUUCCUUACCUCCCUCCUUCUGGAGAAGGUUUUUUUCCCGAACAAUUUCCAAAAGAAUAUUAUUGCUAUUGUUUAACCGCUUUUUCUUGUGCUUUACCACACUUAUCAAUGGAAUAAGUUGUAGGGCGAAGGAUGAAGAGGAGUCUUAGCUCCUGAUAGGUUUAAGUUCCCGUCAUAGAUCCAAUAGUUAUUUUAGCUAUUUUAAGUAAGUUAUACCUUAAAAACAUACUCAAACGUUAAAUAUACUCAACUUAUAGAUUCAUCAUGGUGGAUCGACUGAAGACAAUUUUGGUGAUAGUUUCAAUCCGGUUCUUUUUGAGGUUGUGUUUUUAUUUAUUUGUUUCUUGCUAUUUCACUUAUUUCAAAACAAGUUGAAUUGAAACUAAUUCAAGUAAUGUCAUUAAACAAUAGCUCCUCUGGUUGUAUGAACAAAAAGUAAACCACAAACCAUAAAAUCGUUCCAAAAAGAAAAGAAAAAACACUUCAUUGACAUUAGAGCCAAUGGCAUCAACACGAAACACACAUAAAGACUUCUUACUUUAUACUGAGAUGAGAAGUCUAAGUGCUAUUCAAAGUCAUUGGCACCUGUACAGUUUCUAUGAACUAAGCAUCACCAUCACAGCUAAGUAGUAUCUUUAGUAUGUUUAGUCUUUGACUAGAUAUUCCGUUCACAUUUUAAAGCUAUAACCAGAUUUAGAAUGAAUUUACAGUACAACCCUGCUAGUCCGUCCCCUACCGAACCGGGACCAUGGUCGGAACAAUGAAAAGGUCGUAUUAUCCAAGGAGCAUAAUAAAUGUCCACAUUCAUUGAUUAACUGAUAUUUACACGCGCUAUUGCAAAUACCAAACAUCGCUAAUGAUCGCAUUGCUAUCGUGAUAAUGUUUUCGUGACCGUGGGAGACCUUUAAUAUAUUCCACUCUAUUCCAGUAUCGCGGCAGACAAUGAUGGCAUUUCCAUGAUUGAAGAAAACAUUCAACAGUUUUCCACAAUCGCAGAAGACAACGAUGAUUUUCCUUUAAGCAAGAGUAUGCCGUGAUUGCAGGUAACAACAAUAGUUUCCAUGAUUGCGGAAAACUAUGAUGAUGUCUACACGAUCGUGGGAGAUGUUCAGGUUUUUGCCACAAUCACUAAAGAUGAUAAUGAUUUUUCCUAGACCGUGGAAUUAACCUAGGGGUCCACCAUAUCGGGAGACGAUGAUAAAGUUCCUGUGACUGUGAGAGACGUUUUUUAAUUUUCUCGAUCGUGAAGGAUGGUGAUAUAUGUUUUCGUGAGACGGUGAUUACCUCCAAACAGCCAUGGAAAAUAGUCACGAUAAUACUGUGAUAACAUUGUCACUCAUAGGCGAUGGCAUGGUCGAAAUUAGGGGGGGAGCCGGUCUAGUCGAGAUCGUAUUAUUGAGGUUCUACUGUACGUAGUUGAAGCCACUGAUAGAAUGCUGAUUUCUUUUGAAAACAAGACUAAAAGGACAACUUUGGUCUCUAUAAACUAUCUCAGUAAAAAAAACCGAGGAAAUUUAAUUUUAGACCAGUCCACUCUGUGAGUAUUCAACUACCUCCAUUUUUAAUACAAAAUAGUCUAAAACUGGUUCCUAUUAAUGGGAUGUCUACUUCAAAAUCUUAAAGUGAAUGGUUUAAUCAACACCUACUGAUGCUUUUAAAAGUGUUUGUAUUGAAUUUUGGUAUGAAUCAUAGGAUUAGGAUUGCCUUAAACGGUAAUUUAAACAAAAAAAAACUUUGUUUCUUUUAGUAUUAAGUUUUGAAUGACUUAUAGCUGAUCAGCAUGAUUUUGAUCGGUGGAUGAGUUAUAUAUUUUUAUAGUUUUUAAAGCAUUAUUUGUAAUCUCUUGCACACCUCUGAAUUAAGCAACAAAUUUCAAACAACAAAUCCUCAAACAUUAGUACAAAUUAUUUUACAUAAUAUCAUACAAAAAACUUUAAAAUGAAGAAUCUAGGUACGGCUCUAAUUUACGUGUUUUAAGUAGAUGGUAAGUGGAAAAAUAUAAUCAUAAACUACACCAAAAAUAUAAAAUCGUUUAACUUGUUUUGUUUAGUACAGGAAAAUCAUCAUUUGAAUUCAAUUUUACCUUUUGUAAGUAGCUUCAUAUCUUUCAUGAACUUGUGAAUAUAAUUAGUUUUUAAAUUGUCUUUAAUAAAUAGUUUUGG
Messenger RNA from Macrosteles quadrilineatus (aster leafhopper), 3686 nucleotides. RefSeq names its product ubiquitin-conjugating enzyme E2-22 kDa-like. NCBI's taxonomy places the organism in Eukaryota, Metazoa, Arthropoda, Insecta, Hemiptera, Cicadellidae. Bases 182 to 781 code for a protein of 199 amino acids. Gene Ontology annotation, biological process: protein polyubiquitination; proteasome-mediated ubiquitin-dependent protein catabolic process. The transcript has 5 exons. The record is from RefSeq and is a predicted model, not a curated record. Gene Ontology annotation, molecular function: protein binding; ubiquitin conjugating enzyme activity. Gene Ontology annotation, cellular component: nucleus.